Molecule: messenger RNA, 753 nt
Organism: Vitis riparia (riverbank grape)
Lineage: Eukaryota; Viridiplantae; Streptophyta; Magnoliopsida; Vitales; Vitaceae
Exons: 2
Coding region: 1-753 (250 amino acids)
Source: RefSeq, a predicted model, not a curated record
AUGUGGCUUAAGGCUAAGGGCUUUAAAGAGCUUGUGCGCAGCUGGUGGCAAGGAAUUGUUGUUAGGGGCAAUGCUAGUUACAAGUUGGCUACUAAGAUGAAGGAAAUCAAACAGAAGCUGAAAGUUUGGAAUAGAGAAGUCUUUGGUAAGCUGGAGUGCAACAAAUCUGUAGCCUUGCAGCAGGUGGAAUUCUGGGAUAAGGAGGAAAAUGAGGGAAUUCUGACAAUGGAGGAAACAGAGCUUAAGAAAGAGGCAAAAGAAAAUUACAGAAAAUGGGUGAUUAUGGAGGAAACUCACUGGAGACAGCUCUCAAGGGAAACAUGGCUGAAGGAGGGGGAUAGAAACACGGGGUUCUUUCAUCGCAUGGCAAGUGCUCACCGUAGAAAUAAUUCAUUGGAGAGAAUUAAGAUCAAUGGGGGAUGGUUUCUAGAGGAGCAGGAAAUUAGGGAAGGAAUUGCUAAUGCGUUUAAAUAUUUACUCUCAGAAGAUACGGGGUGGAAGGCAGAUAUUGGGAGACUUCAGCUUGAUCAGAUUAGCCAACAAGAGGCUGUGAAUUUGGAGAGGCCCUUUAUAAAGGAUGAAAUCCAUGUGGCUCUGAUGGAGAUGAAUGGGGAUAAAGCCCUUGGCCCGGAUGGCUUCACUUUGGCUUUUUGGUGUUGCAAAAAAUGGGUUUUGAGCCUAAGUGGGUGGGAUGGAUGUGGAGCUGCCUAUCCUCAGCUAAAUUUUCAGUGUUGGUUAAUGGAGUGCCUGUAG